Messenger RNA from Fusarium poae, 1008 nucleotides. RefSeq lists its product as uncharacterized. Lineage: Eukaryota; Fungi; Ascomycota; Sordariomycetes; Hypocreales; Nectriaceae. The record is from RefSeq and is a predicted model, not a curated record. The transcript is spliced from 2 exons. Gene Ontology annotation, molecular function: hydrolase activity. The coding region runs from base 1 to 1008 and encodes 335 amino acids.
AUGAGCAGCCAACCCCCAUAUCCCCUCCACGAGUCCGUGGUCGGCCGAAUAGACCCCGAAUACGCCGCCUUCUAUAACAAACACAUUAUAGACAAGCAACAAGUUCAUCUUCAACCUAUAGAAGCAUCACGGGCCAGUGGUGUUCUUAUUCCAGGCAGUGGGCCAUUGCAACCAGUCGCCAGCACAGUCGAUUACAAAGUCAAACGAAAGGAAAGCGAUGGUCCCGACGUUAGUGUUCGAUGCUUCACACCGAACGGUGAGAAGCCAGCAGCGGGUUGGCCAGUAUGUAUUUACUACCACGGUGGAGGGUGGGUUCUCGGUACAAUUGAGACCGAGAACGUCAUCGCGUCGCACUUAUGUGCUCGAGGCAAGUGUGUUGUCGUCAGCGUAGACUACAGACUUGCACCUGAGAACCCUUUCCCCGCUGCUGUACACGAUUCUUGGGAGGCUGUCUUGUGGGUCAUCGGGGAAGGCGAAGAUAUCCUUGGGUUAGACACAUCGAAAUUGGCAACAGGUGGCUCUUCUGCUGGUGCCAACUUGGCAGCCGUAAUGUGUCAGAGGGCCGCCGAUCGAGCAUCGCCCCAGUUCUCACUGCAACUCCUUUCAGUUCCAGUAAUGGACAACACGGCCGACAUUACAAAUAAUGAGUCGUGGAAAGAAAACCAGAAUUCACCGGCGCUCCCAGCCCCUAAGAUGCUUUGGUACCGUUACCAUUAUCUUCCUAACAAAGAUAACUGGUCCCAUCCUGAAGCUAGUCCACUGUUUUGGAAGGGGGAUUUCUCAAACCUUCCACCAGCGUGUUUUGUUGUUGGUGAAUUGGAUGUUCUUCGCACAGAGGGCGAGCAAUUCGCAAAAAAGCUGCGAGAUUCUGAUGUCAAGGUUGAAUUCAACGUAAUGAAGGGUCAACCACAUCCAUUCAUUGCUAUGGAUGCAGUCUUGGAGGCUGGUUCAAGAGCCAUAACGCUGUUCUGUGACGCUCUUUACAAGACCAUGUAUGAAACAUGGUGA